GCCCCCUCCGUCGCGGAGGCGAGCACGUCGUCUGCUGAGCCGCGCACGGCGCGUGCUAACGGACUCUGAGAGGGGGAAAGAAGGAGCUCCGGUCCGGCAAAGUCUUGGGAGGGACAGCCGAAAAACAAUAACGAAACCGGCCGGGCCGACGAUGAUUCGUUUAGCGGGUCCUGGCUGAGGCGACAGGAGGAGGAAGAGUCCACCGUGAUCCUUUUACCUCAGGCAAGCCGCCAAGAGGCCUCAGGCCUAGCCGCGGGUAGAGGGGUGAUGCCGGACCCGCGCUGAGCAUGGAGGAGACCCAUAUCUCGUGCCUGUUUCCCGAGCUGCUGGCCAUGAUCUUCAGCUACCUGGACGUGCGCGACAAGGGCCGGGCGGCGCAGGUGUGCGGCGAGCCGGACAUCGAGAGCCUGAACCUGAGCGGCUGCUACAAUCUUACCGACAACGGCCUGGGCCACGCCUUCGUGCAGGAGAUCGGCUCCCUCCGCAGCCUCAACCUCAGCCUGUGCAAGCAGAUCACGGACAGUAGCCUGGGCCGCAUUGCCCAGUACCUGAAGAGGCUGGAGGUGCUAGAGCUGGGGGGCUGUUCGAACAUCACCAACACAGGCCUGCUACUCAUCGCCUGGGGGCUGCAUGGCCUCAAGAGCCUCAACCUGCGCAGUUGCCGCCACGUCUCCGAUGUGGGCAUUGGCCACCUGGCUGGCAUGACCCGCAGUGCCGCUGAGGGCUGCCUGGGACUUGAACAGCUCACCCUGCAGGAUUGCCAGAAGCUGACCGACCUGGCCCUCAAGCACAUCUCCCGGGGGCUCCAGGGUCUGCGUGUGCUCAACCUGAGUUUCUGCGGUGGCAUCUCUGACGCGGGGCUGCUGCACCUCUCCCAUAUGGGCGGCCUGCGAAACCUGAACCUGCGCAGCUGUGACAACAUCAGCGACACGGGCAUCAUGCACCUAGCCAUGGGCAGCCUGCGACUUUCUGGUCUGGAUGUCUCAUUCUGCGACAAGGUGGGCGACCAGAGCCUGGCCUACAUCGCCCAGGGCUUGUACGGUCUCAAGUCGCUGUCACUGUGCUCCUGCCACAUCAGUGAUGACGGCAUCAAUCGCAUGGUGCGCCAGAUGCACAGCUUGAGGACCCUCAACAUCGGCCAGUGUGUGCGCAUCACGGACAAGGGUCUGGAGCUCAUUGCUGAGCACCUGAGUCAGCUAACCGGCAUUGAUCUGUACGGCUGCACCCGCAUCACCAAGAAGGGGCUGGAGAGGAUCACGCAGUUGCCCUGUCUCAAAGUGCUCAACCUGGGGCUCUGGCAGAUGACCGAGAGUGAGAAGGUCAGGUGAGGGCUUCCCCACCACUGGCCUGCAUCAUCUAUGGAAGAGACUCUUGGACUGAUGCGUUAUACUGCCUGUAGGGCCACAAGAGAGGAAAGUAGAACGGGCCGUGUCUAGUGCCACAGGGAGAUGGCAGCGGGUCUCUUGUGGCAGUAGAAAUGGUUGUCACAGGGGUUGUUGCCGCUUCUACACCUGUAUCGUAAC
Molecule: messenger RNA, 1523 nt
Organism: Nanorana parkeri
Lineage: Eukaryota; Metazoa; Chordata; Amphibia; Anura; Dicroglossidae
Gene: FBXL14
Product: F-box and leucine rich repeat protein 14
Exons: 1
Coding region: 288-1328 (346 amino acids)
Biological process (GO): SCF-dependent proteasomal ubiquitin-dependent protein catabolic process
Cellular component (GO): SCF ubiquitin ligase complex
Molecular function (GO): protein binding
Source: RefSeq, a predicted model, not a curated record